AUGGCACAAAAUCCUCAGGCCUUUUACGAGCUGUAUCGCCGUAGCAGCAUCGGGAUGGCGCUUACGGAUACCCUCGAUGAUCUGAUCAGCGACCGUCGGAUCGAACCUCAACUUGCGAUGAAAAUCCUAGCGAACUUCGAUCGAAGCAUUACAGAGGCAUUGGCUGAGAAAGUGAAGGCAAGGUUGACGUUCAAGGGUCAUCUUGACACAUACCGUUUCUGCGACGAAGUCUGGACGUUCUUGAUCAAAGAUGUAACUUUCAAAAUGGACAACCAAACCCAACCAGUAACGGCCGAGAAGAUACGAAUUGUCAGCUGUAACGCUAAGAGGCCUGGAGACCCCCAGUGA
This is a messenger RNA of Glarea lozoyensis ATCC 20868, 348 nucleotides long. Its product is annotated as Transcription factor IIA (TFIIA), beta-barrel. The record is from RefSeq and is a predicted model, not a curated record. The transcript has 3 exons. Gene Ontology annotation, cellular component: transcription factor TFIIA complex. Gene Ontology annotation, molecular function: TBP-class protein binding; RNA polymerase II general transcription initiation factor activity. Lineage: Eukaryota; Fungi; Ascomycota; Leotiomycetes; Helotiales; Helotiaceae. Bases 1 to 348 code for a protein of 115 amino acids. Gene Ontology annotation, biological process: RNA polymerase II preinitiation complex assembly; transcription initiation at RNA polymerase II promoter.